AUGAAACGCAAGGCGCACGUUCACACGGUCUUCGGCGCGGCGCUGAUCUCCACCACGCUAAUGUAUGUGGUCAUGGCCCUGUCCUGUGCCCUCUAUUUUGGGGCCAAGGCCAAUGCCAGUAUUAACUUAAACUGGGCCAGUUUCCGGUACGGUUACUCGCCCGCAGAAGCGCUGCCCCUGUGGGGGUCACUGCUGAAUAUGGCAGUGAUCAUCUUUCCUGCGCUGGAUACGUUCAGUGUGUACCCGUUGAUUGCUAUCACGCUGGGAAGCAGUCUGGAAUAUAUCGUGAAGAAGAUGUCACUGGCGGCAGGUA
This is a messenger RNA of Sphaeroforma arctica JP610, 313 nucleotides long. RefSeq lists its product as hypothetical. NCBI's taxonomy places the organism in Eukaryota, Ichthyosporea, Ichthyophonida. The annotation marks the transcript as partial. The record is from RefSeq and is a predicted model, not a curated record. The transcript has a single exon.